UGCGACUUGUUCAUAUGGCUCAUGGCUCAAGGCUCAAGGCUUAUUAACCUCGUAUUGGAGGGUGCGGGUACAUACAGACCAUCUCUCCCUCUCAGCUGGUCAGCGCGCGCAUGCACCACGCACGCAUGGCGGCAGGCAGGCAGGGCCAAAUAACUAGAUAUUGCAAACACUGCGGUCCCACGAGAUGAAACCGCGCGGGCACACGUGAUCUUCAGGAGUGGUGGCGGUGAAGAGAGUGCGACGUUGUGCGGAUGUUCUGGAAAGAAGGACCAUGGCGGCGGGCCAUCACGUGCGGAGCUGGACGGUGGUUGCGCGCCGGCUGUGCCUCGAGGGUGCAGGAGCGCACCCCUGCUCGUGCAACACUUACAACACAUCGCCGCAGCUUCACGACAUUGUCCUAGAUGCACAGCCGAGUCCGGACGGUAGCUGCAUCGUGCCCGCGCUUCGCCCUCAACUUCUCCUUUGCCCAAAGCUGCUCGAGGCCUGCCACGUAGCGGCCGUCGCCGGGUGCCUGCACCGCUGUAACUCGACUCCCAUCUCUUCGUCAAACACCUCUUCCCUCGACCCAGCUCCCGCGCCGCGUGGAAUCGUUCCCGAUGGUACGCACGUCCGUUCAGUGCGCAUCUCUUGGUGCGGGUGGCGGCUAGUGCUCAGCUCGAGGUGCCCUCCUCGCCGCUUGCCCACACCCACGGCUGAGGUAGUCUUUUGGGGGCGCAUGCACUGCCGAUUAUUUAUAUCGUUUCUUUGUCUGCACUUGCACCGUUGCCUGCCCUCAUCCUUUCCAGCUCUCCGUCAUCCGGCCCCCCCUUUUUUUUCAGCACCGGACUGUUACACAGAGCAUUGUCUCGGCAUUUGCGGAACAUCGUCGAACAACGGACGGGCGACGUACCGCGACCCUUACUGCAAUCCCACAGCUGCUCUUAAUUGCAUCUCAUUGACAUCGUCCAAUUGCUACGGCGUGUCAAACCUGCGGCAGCCACGGAGCGAUUCGCGCGUCAGCUUAUGGUACCCUGGACUCUCCACACUCUGCCAGGCGAAUGAGGGCUUAUCUCACGUACCACAAGACCCGGUAUUCGUGAACAAGCUCGCGAGCUCGGAGGAAAGGCGGGGUCGGACAUAUACAGGUCGAUUUCUCGUAGAGAGGCAGGAUCUGCGCUCGCUUCUACUCGAACUCUCUCUCCGGCCUUCCUCGAGAACCUUUCUCCCCCUACCCCCCGCGCGAGAGGCAUGCCUCCCGACAGCUCUUCGUUCACGGCGCUGAAUGUAUCAACGUCGGCUGUGCCGGAAUGGAUGGGAUCCUUCACGCUGUCCGCGCAGCCAAACACCGACCUCUGGCGCAAGCCUCCCAGCAGUGACACGU
Aplosporella prunicola CBS 121167 is the source of this 1360-nucleotide messenger RNA. RefSeq lists its product as uncharacterized. The transcript has 2 exons. Bases 272 to 1261 code for a protein of 329 amino acids. NCBI's taxonomy places the organism in Eukaryota, Fungi, Ascomycota, Dothideomycetes, Botryosphaeriales, Aplosporellaceae. The record is from RefSeq and is a predicted model, not a curated record.